Labrus mixtus (cuckoo wrasse) is the source of this 1033-nucleotide messenger RNA. Its product is annotated as placenta-specific gene 8 protein-like. Gene Ontology annotation, biological process: positive regulation of transcription by RNA polymerase II. NCBI's taxonomy places the organism in Eukaryota, Metazoa, Chordata, Actinopteri, Labriformes, Labridae. The transcript has 4 exons. The record is from RefSeq and is a predicted model, not a curated record. Bases 168 to 482 code for a protein of 104 amino acids.
GAGGGCGUUAUAGUGAUAGGGUCUCCCAACAGACUAGUCACCUGCAACAAUAGGCAAUAAAACCUUACCCUGCUGCUGCUGCUGCUGCCACCGCACUCAAUCUGACAUCCAGGAAAUUCUCUGCCACUGUCCUUCAACUUCACAAGCAUCUGUGAUUUACCUUCAUCAUGGCUGUGAGAAAUCAACCCGGACCAUAUCAGGCCUCUGAAUUCCAGACCAGCGUGUUGGAUUGCUGCGACGAUUGUGGAACCUGCUGUUAUGGAUGUUGCUGCUACUUGUGCCUCGGUUGCACCAUCGCCAGUGACAUGGGCGAGUGCUGCCUGUGCGGUCUGGGCAUGCCCAUCCGCAGCGUCUACAGGACCAAAUACAACAUCAAUGGCUCCAUGUGUAAUGACUUUAUGGUGACCUGGUGCUGUCCGGUCUGCGCCACCUGCCAACUGAAGAGAGACAUCGACCGCAGGAAGGAGCAGGGCAUCUUCUGAUUGGGUAAGCUGCUUGUAACUGUACCAAAACACUUGGAUGUACUAUUUCACAGUGUGUUAUGUUGUCUUUCUGAGCUGUUAAAUUGACGGAAAGUAACGUAAGCUUUUUUAUUUUCUCUUUCUAGAUUCUUCUACGACACAAGAAAAGUCUGCCUGAAAUGCUCUCAAAGAUUUGCAAAUGAAGUCUUAUAUUUGAAUUAAUUAACUGAGCAUGUUUGAUUUUUUAUUACAACUUUGACCCAAUGAGGACAAUAAGAAUGUCAUGCAUAACGUUAAAUAUUAGCUUUCAGCGGCACACCUUGAGGGUGGAGAACAGCAAUAAAAAAUCAGCUGACAGGAUGUGGACAAGAGUCCUGUUGACUUUCAUUGCGAAAUCAAGUCGUUAAGUUCAUGUUUCUGUUAUGGGAAAAAACCACACAUGACUGCAGACAGCAUUUCCCAAUUCCUCAAAUGGUUUUCCAACAGUUCUUGUUUCCUUUGUUAAUCUCAGUUUGACAGUUGAACUAUUGAAGUGUUUUUAAAAUUCAUCUGAUGAUCUUCUGACAUGCUUA